Molecule: messenger RNA, 772 nt
Organism: Sorghum bicolor (sorghum)
Lineage: Eukaryota; Viridiplantae; Streptophyta; Magnoliopsida; Poales; Poaceae
Exons: 3
Coding region: 181-462 (93 amino acids)
Source: RefSeq, a predicted model, not a curated record
CUGUUGCGCUCCGCCUUCGCCGCUGCCUCCUCUUGUUUGUGGUUUUGGCCAAUCCUUCCCCUCCCUCUCAUCCCGGGCCCCGGGUGAAAAUUUUGCCCCACAAACUCUAGCGCGUCGGAUCACAAGCAAGGGCAAAAUUUUCUGUGACUCCGGCUGAAGGACCCUGCGACACCCAAAACUAUGUCGGUGGCGAAGGACGACACUGGCCGCACUAUACCCAAGUUCGGCGAAUGGGACGUCAACAACCCGGCCUCUGCCGACGGGUUCACGGUUAUCUUCAGCAAAGCCAGGGAUGAGAAGAAAGCCCCGACGACCAAACCACAACCAGGCCACAUCACCCAAAGGUCGGCGUCGGCUGACAGCAAGGACUCCAGGACCGACAAGAUGACCUCCUACAACUCCAGGACCAACGCAUCGAAGAAAUGGUUCUGCUGUGUCUCGCCCAGUCCUACACAAUCUUGAGGAAGCAAAAGAGGAACGCAAUGCUGCAGUCUGGUGCUAUUCUGUGAUGGUUAUGUGUAGCUCUGUCGCUGGCAGACUGGCCAUGAGUGACCUCUUCGAACUCGAUCCUACUACUUGCCAGUGACAGGGGCACUAUGUAUAGCCGUUGCAAAAUGAGAAAAUUACUCUGAUGGGUGUCUGCUUAUAGCUCCUUAGCUCUGUAUACCAUCAGUUCAAGUUGAUGUCUGCUUGUAAGUUUCUUUUUCUCGCCCCUUCUCUAUGUGGUGUAACCCUUCCUCAACGUUAUCAGUGAAUCCGAGUUACUCCCCAA